Messenger RNA from Drosophila melanogaster (fruit fly), 566 nucleotides. RefSeq lists its product as uncharacterized. The record is from RefSeq and is marked reviewed. The transcript has a single exon. Lineage: Eukaryota; Metazoa; Arthropoda; Insecta; Diptera; Drosophilidae. The coding region runs from base 179 to 262 and encodes 27 amino acids.
AGUGUUACGGCGAACGUCGUACCUGUUGUGUGUGUGUUUCCACGAUUUUCGAUUUGUCCACCGAAAAGUGCCAGGCAAAAAAAAAACAAACAAAGAGCUACGAAGGAGUGAAAAAGUCCUGCAUAUCGCAGACAAUAGCAACAGUUGGCAGCAGAUCGCUGGUGAACAGGAGAGCAAAAUGUUUGAAGUCGCCUGCCUGAUGUUCAUCUGCCCUUGGCUCAUACUCGUACUGCUCAUGUUCAUCGCCAUGACUGUACUCUAGUACUCUAGUUGAAAAAUGUAAACACAAACUGAGAGGAAAAUAACGAACAAGAAUGGGCACACAAAUUGCAACAUAUCCGCUGGCAGUGUGCCCAAAUAAUCAUCGGAAAUUAACAGAAGAUUCCUCUUGCGCCACCCAAAUAUUCCUAUAAAAAUGUGCUUUGAUUGUUUUUAUUACCCCAUCGUUUGUUUGUUGACCGCACGAGCAAGUGCAAUGUGAUUUAAAUUAAAGAUCUUAUUAUGUAAUACGUAUUUAGCUUAAGUUAGAAUUUAAGCUUGGCAAAUAAACUACAAAGAAAUAAGCG